AUGUCAGAACAGGUAGAAGUUGCAGAAGCUGUCCCACUUCCUGAUGCCAGAAACAAAUUUCCAAACCCAUUAGCCAAUUUCAGUAAAGGUUUGGGCUACCCCGAAUGGCAUCCAAUUGAUACCCGUAAAGAAGUUGGUCAAUUAUUCAAAUUUGGGUUUUAUUCAACCGUCGGAUCAUACGCCUUUUUGUAUAUUUGGAAAAGAACCACUUUCAAAUUGGAAAUCCCCAUUGCCGCAAUCACGUUCCUAACAGUUGCCAAAGGUGUACAAUCAUCAGUAGCUAAUUUAAGAGAAAAGAAUGAUUGCUGGAAUACAUUUUGGGGAUUAACUGCUGCCAAUACGGUCGUUUUGAGUGCGGCUUUUAGAUCUAUGCCACCAAAACACAAGAUAAUAACGGGUGCUUUGGGUACUUCAUUAGCAACUAUUGUUGACCGUGCGUACUGGGCUCAAUCUACAAGUAGUCCAACUGCAGAUGCCAAAUAUGAAUUGGCUAAUGAAAACAAAGAUUUGCCAAAACAAGGAUUCUGGGAUGUUUGGCAAAGAAGACCCAUUACUCAAACAGUGGAGGAGUUGGGUGUUGGACGUGGUAUUUUCAAACCUUGA
This is a messenger RNA of Lodderomyces parapsilosis, 603 nucleotides long. RefSeq lists its product as uncharacterized. Bases 1 to 603 code for a protein of 200 amino acids. Lineage: Eukaryota; Fungi; Ascomycota; Pichiomycetes; Serinales; Debaryomycetaceae. The record is from RefSeq and is a predicted model, not a curated record. The transcript has a single exon.